GCCUUAACUUUAUUCUAUCUAUGUUUUCAUCUAAAUCAUGAUUAAUCUUAAUUAAUUUUUUCCUUCAAAACCCAACAAUUCUUCCACCAAAUAGGGGCAUCUGGUUUACCCUUUCGCUUUCUUUUCCCUGUAAUUUCCCUAUUUGUUUUCCAGUUUCGUUUCUUUAUUUUUUAUUGUAGCUCUCUCUCCCUCUGUGUCAUGCAGCUUUGUUGAGAAAGGAAAAAAGAAAAGAGAGAGAGUUGAACUUGAAGGCAUUACGUUUGAUGCUUAAAGAUUUAAUAUUUGGAUAUUUUCCACCGAAGAUUUUUCAUCACUCGAAUGUCUAUCAAGAUCCGUGCUUGUUUUGUUUCACCAGCUUAAAACCCAUUUCAACAAAAGAGGUCAAAUGGACACAACCUCGGUGAGAUGUCUUAUCAACAGUAUUGCUCGAUUCAUUCAUCUUGUAUCAUGCCAGGCAAUAAAAGUUGUUCCCAUCGAAAAGGAAUACAGGAAUAUGGCUGUGGUGUUAAAACUUCUAAAACCGCUGCUUGAUGAUGUUGUUGACUGUGAGAUACCUUCGGAUGAAGACCUGUGUAAAGAGUGUGAAGAGCUAGACAUGCUUGUUAACGAGGCUCGAGAAUUCAUGGAGAACUGGUCUCCUAAGAUGAGCAAAAUCCAUAUGGUUCUCCAGAGCGAGCCUUUUCUGAUAAAAAUGCAAAGCUCUUCACUACAGAUAUGUCACAUAUUAUAUAAAUCAUUGCAGUCAUCACCAUCGACUUCGAGUAUAACCAGUGUUCAGCACUGUAUUCGGGAAAUUAAAUGUCUGAAGCAGGAGAGAUUAUCGGAAAAUAUAGGAGAGGCUUUGAGAAGUCUAAAAGAUGGUGCUAUUCAUGACACUGAUCAUCUGGUAAAAGUUAUCAAGUUGCUGAACUUGGCAUCAAACCAGGAACUGUUGAAAGAAACUGUGGCUGUGGAAAAAGAGAGAAUGAAUGCGCACGUCAGCAACAUGAAAGGGAAAUUAGAUCAAAUCAAUCAGAUUGUGAAUCUCAUCUCUCAUAUACGUGAUUACAUUCUUAAAAUUGAGCACUUUGAACCCACAAGUGGCAUUUCAAUACCACCACAUUUCCUGUGCCCCCUUUCGGUGGAGCUUAUGACGGAUCCUGUUAUUGUGGCUUCUGGGCAAACUUAUGACAGGACCUCCAUCCAAAAGUGGCUUGAUAGUGGACUCACCAUUUGCCCACUGACCCAUCAAGCACUCAAACAUACAAAUCUCAUUCCCAACCACACAGUUAAAGCUAUGGUAGCAAAUUGGUGCGACAAAAAGAGCUUGCAACUCUCCAAUAACACUGGGCAUGUUAAACUUGUCUCAAUCUCUUCUACUUCAAAUCAUAUAUCCUCUCAAGAUUUAACCGGUACUGAUGGUUUCCAUUUCUUUGCAAACAGUAUUAGUUCCACAUCAAGAUCAUCUCUCGAGGUUGUGAAUGGUUUAGAGAAGCUGAAGAUUAUGUCAUCUAGAUUUAGUGGAGAGUGCAAUAGAAGCCAAAGCAGGGAGAUCGAGAAGUAUGACCAGUCCUCUGAUCGUUCAUAUAUUCACAGCAGAACUGAAUCCGCAGCGAGUGAAGCUUCCAGUAGUGAUUAUGCACCUCCUGCUUCAAAUGACUUGUCAAGAAGGUCAAAGAAACAUGAAAUGAAUGAGGUAGCUGAAAUUUCAUCCGAUUGCCUUGGCACUUUUCCUUCAGUAAAAGAAGCUGGAUUUUCUUCCUGGACAACAGGAAAGCAGUUGCAGGUCUCUGGAACAAAAGCAGAAGAGGCAGUUAACGGAAACCGUGAUUAUGACAAAGCAUACUCCAUUAUGUUUUCUGGGUCAGGAUGUGAUGAUUUAACUACAAGUUCCCAUGUGAUGGAAUUAGUAGACAACCUUAAAAGCCCAUCAAAUGAAGUCCAAACUGUAGCUGCUGUUGAGUUGCGCUUUCUUGCAAAGAACAACAUGGACAAUCGUAUAAUUAUCGGUCGCUCCGGUGCUAUUGCACCAUUACUGUCUCUAUUAUAUUCGGAAGUGAAGCUAACCCAAGAGCAUGCUGUUACAGCCCUUUUAAAUCUCUCAAUUAAUGAAGAUAAUAAGUCUAUGAUUGCAAAAUCAGGAGCAAUAGAGCCACUAGUUCAUGUUCUAAAGUCAGGAAAUGAUGGAGCCAAAGAAAAUUCUGCGGCAGCUUUGUUCAGUCUUUCUGUCUUGGAAGACUACAAGGCAAAGAUUGGACGCUCUGGUGCUAUCAAAGCCUUGGUGAAUCUUCUGGUUUCAGGAACAUUGAGAGGGAAAAAAGAUGCUGCCACAGCUUUGUUUAACUUAUCAAUCUUUCAUGAAAAUAAGGCUCGAAUGGUUCAAGCAGGUGCAGUAAAAUACCUUGUCCGGUUAAUGGAUCCUGAUAGUGGGAUGGUUGACAAGGUAGUUGCUCUUCUCUCGAACCUUUCAACAAUUGGGGAAGGGCGUGUAGCAAUUGUCCGAGAAGGUGGUAUCCCAUUACUAGUUGAAAUUGUUGAAUCAGGAUCGCGGAGGGGUAAGGAAAACGCUGCCUCUGUAUUGGUGCAACUAUGCCUUAAUAACCCCAAGUUUUGUAUGCUGGUUUUGCAAGAAGGAGCUGUGCCACCACUCGUCGCAUUGUCUCAGUCUGGCACACCAAGAGCGAAGGAAAAGGCACAACAGCUUCUCAGUCACUUCCGGAAUCAGAGAGAAGGUGCCACUGGGAAGGGCAAGACAUGAAAACAGACUAUUUUUUGUUAUAUUUUGCCUUUCGGAUUUUUUGAUAUCCUACACCAUGUAAGUUGGUCUCCCUCAAUUGGUCCUUUUGGUGUUCUCGUUUCAUACAUUAUUUAGUCUUCCAGCUAUAUGCACUAGUGUUAUGAACUGUAUUCUUUGUUUUUUUUCUUGUAUUUUAAUACCCUUUUUAAAUGUGGUUAGAGGUUGGGGAAAUAAGGUAUUGUUGUUCCCAUGAGAACGGUGGUUUGUCUAUAAUUUGCUGCGAUAUUUUCCUUAGAAAAACUCGGCUUGCCAUAGCAUCCGGAGUAGCUUUCCAUAUAGCUUUAGAUUUUUUAGUGACAGAUUUGGCCUUGGAUUUGUAGAUAUAUUUGUACAUAUUCCUAUAGACUCUUGUAAUCUGCUGUAAGAUCUUGUUGAAAGAUAUUUUUUGCUAUUU
This is a messenger RNA of Hibiscus syriacus, 3170 nucleotides long. RefSeq names its product U-box domain-containing protein 3-like. Gene Ontology annotation, cellular component: cytoplasm; nucleus. Gene Ontology annotation, biological process: protein ubiquitination. The record is from RefSeq and is a predicted model, not a curated record. Lineage: Eukaryota; Viridiplantae; Streptophyta; Magnoliopsida; Malvales; Malvaceae. The transcript has 5 exons. Gene Ontology annotation, molecular function: protein binding; ubiquitin-protein transferase activity. The coding region runs from base 386 to 2737 and encodes 783 amino acids.